AUGCCUCACCAGGUCCUCCGCUUAGGUAUCCUAGGCGCGACCAAUGCCGUCCAAGCAACCUACCUCCCAGUCCUACAAUCCCUCAAAACACACUACACCCUCACAGCAAUCUACGACGCAAACGAAGAAAUAGCAAACCAAUGCCAAUCCCGCUUCGACAUAACAUACAGCACAAAUGUCGCACAAGACGUCCUCCUGCACAAAGAAGUGGACGUAGUCCUCAACCUCCUCCCAAUGGAAUACCACGAACAAUACACCAUAACAGCCCUCGAAACGGGCAAAGACGUAAUGGUCGAAGUCCCCCUCACAAUGAGCAUACGCAGCUUCCGCCGAAUCCGCGAAGCGAUACAAAAAGGCCACACAACACGCUCAACCAAUACCCCCAACUCCGAACCCGACAAACCGAAAAUCUUCGUCGGAUGCGCACGUCGCUAUGCGCCGUGCUACACAGAAGUCUUCAAGAAAGAACUCGCCAGUCUAGGCCGCAUCUACUACGCGCGCUGUAGACACAUCGCCGGCCCCAUGAACAGCGUCGUCUCACCCACCACGAUAGACAUCACGUCCGCCACAAAAGAACACAAUGAUCCAGAGCAGUUUCGCGCACUGGUUGAAGACGUCUUCGGAUGCGAAGACGAUCUCACGCCUGACCGCGUCGCGUUCUGUCGAUACCUCGGCAUGCUGGGGUGUCAUGAUUUGUCGGUCAUGCGUGAGUCGCUGGGAUUGCCGGAUGCUGUUUCGAAUGUGGCUAUUACGAAUCCGUUUUACUCUGCUAUAUUUCACUAUACGAAUUCAGAGGUGGGUGAUGGACACCCGUUUACGCUCACUUAUGAAGCUGGUAUUGAUGCUGUGCCGCGCUGCGAUGCUCAUUUGACUGUAUAUGGGGCGCACAAGACUGUUAGUGUUUCGUAUGAUUUUCCAAGGCCCGGUGAGAAGAUUAGUACGGGGACAUUUGUGCGGGUUGUUGUUGAGGAGGCGGAUGAGACGGGGAGGAUUGGUGAUGUUAAUGAGCAUGAGAUUAAUGAGUUGGAGAAUGUUGUCCCUCGGCCUCGUGUGAAAAGGACUGAGAUGGUCAGUACAUGCAACGAGGCGUAUGAGCGUGAGUUUUUGGCUUUGCAUUCGUAUCUGGUUGGUGCUCGGUCUGCGGCGAAGACAACGGCUGAGGAUGCUGUGAUGGAUCUGCGGAUGCUGCUUAUGAUCUUUGAUCACUAUAACAGGCAGUGUGGCACCAUCAGAACUCCGUUGGGCUGA
This is a messenger RNA of Penicillium bovifimosum, 1248 nucleotides long. RefSeq names its product Gfo/Idh/MocA family protein. Gene Ontology annotation, biological process: NADPH regeneration. Gene Ontology annotation, molecular function: nucleotide binding; oxidoreductase activity. The record is from RefSeq and is a predicted model, not a curated record. The transcript has a single exon. Bases 1 to 1248 code for a protein of 415 amino acids. Gene Ontology annotation, cellular component: cytoplasm. NCBI's taxonomy places the organism in Eukaryota, Fungi, Ascomycota, Eurotiomycetes, Eurotiales, Aspergillaceae.